Salvelinus namaycush (lake trout) is the source of this 4440-nucleotide messenger RNA. RefSeq names its product epidermal growth factor receptor substrate 15-like 1. Gene Ontology annotation, biological process: endocytosis; endosomal transport. The record is from RefSeq and is a predicted model, not a curated record. Lineage: Eukaryota; Metazoa; Chordata; Actinopteri; Salmoniformes; Salmonidae. Gene Ontology annotation, molecular function: calcium ion binding; cadherin binding. Gene Ontology annotation, cellular component: plasma membrane; cytoplasm; clathrin coat of coated pit. The coding region runs from base 11 to 2866 and encodes 951 amino acids. The transcript is spliced from 24 exons.
AACAGGGAAGAUGGCUGCACUCACAUCUCUCACCCAGCUGUCAAGUGGGAACCCUGUGUACGAGAACUUUUAUAGACAGGUGGACCCAGGAAACACAGGGAGAGUAGGGCCCACGGAAGCUGCGUUGUUCCUGAAGAAAUCGGGUCUUCCUGAUGUCACUUUGGGAAAGAUCUGGGAUUUGGCAGACCCAGAUGGGAAAGGGUUCUUGGACAAACAGGGGUUCUAUGUAGCGUUGCGGUUGGUGGCCUGUGCGCAGGGUGGACAAGACGUCAGCCUCUCAAGUUUGAACCUCACUAUCCCUCCCCCCAAAUUUAAGGACACUAGCAGCCCAUCUCUCAGCACAUCAUCCGUCUCUAGUGAACCCCACUGGGCUGUGAGGCCUGAAGAAAAGGGUAAAUUCGACGGCAUAUUUGAAAGCCUUGCACCAGUCAGUGGACUCCUCUCUGGUGACAAAGUAAAACCAGUUCUAACCAACUCAAAACUACCUCUGGACGUGUUAGGAAAGGUUUGGGAUCUCAGUGACAUUGAUAAAGAUGGACAUCUGGAUCGAGAGGAGUUUGCGGUGGCCAUGCACCUGGUCUACCGGGCCUUGGAGAAGGAACCGGUCCCCUCUGUUCUCCCCUCGUCUCUCAUCCCUCCAAACAAGAGAAAGAAGUCAUUGGUGGGCUCCCUUCCUGGCAUGGUGCCCAUGUUGCCCGCCAGCCCCCCGCCCCCCAAGGACAGCCUGCGCUCCACCCCUUCCCACGGUAGCAUGAACUCCCUCAACAGCGCCGGCAGUCUCUCUCCCAAACAUUCUCUAAAAUCUGCACAGCACUCAGUGAACUGGGUAGUCCCGGUGACAGACAGAGGGCGCUUUGACGACAUCUUCCUGAAGACAGACUUGGAUGUAGAUGGCUUUGUCAGCGGCAUGGAAGUCAAGGACAUCUUCAUGCACUCGGGGCUGCCCCAGAAUCUACUGGCACACAUAUGGGCCCUGGCAGACACCAGGCAGAUGGGGAAGCUGACGCGAGAGCAGUUUUCUCUGGCCAUGCACUUCAUCCAGCAGAAAGUCAGCAAAGGCAUUGACCCUCCUCAGGCCCUGACCCCUGACAUGAUCCCCCCCUCAGAGAGGGGCACUCCCGUGCCAGUGUGUACCACUCCCUCCCAUAGUAUGUCUGGGUAUAUGACUCCCGUGGGCUCUGAGGUGGCUGCUCUGUCUGAGAUGAGGCGGGACAGCUCCAGUUCUGUGGGGUCAGGGUCAGAGUUCACUGGAAUCAAGGAGCUGGACGACAUCAGUCAAGAGAUCGCUCAGCUGCAGAGGGAGAAGUAUACAUUGGAGCAGGACAUCAGAGAGACAGAGGAGGCCAUCAGACACAAGUCCUCGGAGGUGCAGGAGAUGCAGAACGACCUGGACAGAGAGACGUGCAGCUUGCAGGAGCUGGAGGCCCAGAAGCAGGAGGCCCAGGAUAGGCUGGAAGAGAUGGACCAGCAGAAGGCCAAGCUGGAGGACAUGCUCAACGACGUCCGGAUCAAGUGCAAUGAGGAGUCCCAAAUGAUUUCAUCCCUGCAGAAUCAGAUCCACUCCCAGGAGACUGACCUGCAGAGCCAAGAAGAGGAGCUGAGUCGAGCCAAGGCAGACCUGAACCAGCUGCAGCUGGAGGAGAGCCAGCUGGAACAGAGCCUAACGGCUGGCAAGUUCCAACUGGAGACCAUCAUCAAGUCCCUCAAAGCCACCCAGGACGAGAUCAACCAGGCUCGCAGUAAGCUGUCUCAGAUCCACGACAGCCAGCAGGAGAUGAAUAAGAGCAUUGAGCAGUACAACAGCAACUUGAACGGGACUAACGGAGGCAGCAUGACCAACCUGGCUGACAUGAGCGAGGGAUUCCACGACCGUGAGAAUGGAGGUUUCGGAGCCAUGGAGGACCCGUUUAAGGUGAAGACAUCUGGGUUCUGUAGCGUCCCUCAGGAGAUGCACACAGACCCCUUCCACUCCGAAGACCCCUUCAAGACAGACCCGUUCAAAGGUGACCCCUUCCAAAACGACCCUUUUGCAAAGCAGCCAUCACUACCAGCGGCUGCAGAUCUCUCUCACCACCCAGACCCCUUUGGGGGGGACCCAUUCAAAGAGACGGACCCCUUCAAGGCUUCGUCGGAAGACUUCUUCAGGAAGACCACCGUCAAGGCAGACCCCUUCAGCACCCCCGACCCCUUCAGUAAAAGUGCCACGCUCCCCACCAAGACUAGCCACUUUACAACCAGCGCAGACCCUUUCAUAUCCAUUAGCCCAAAAUCCACCAGAGGCCCAGGACCAGAUCUCUUUGGCACGCUCGACCCCUUUGGAAGCAGUACUGCCUUUGGAAGCAGUAACAGCUCAUUUGGCAGUAACAGUGGGUUCGCAGACUUCAGCCAAAUGUCAAAGGUCAGAGACCCGAUGGAAGGAAGAGGAGGCUUUCCAGAAUACCAGCAGUCUGGGUUCGUGGACGACCCCUUCAGUAGGAAGCAGGACGGCCCAGCUCUGCCGCCCAAGAAGAGCAUUCCACCCAGACCCAAACCACCCAGUGGUAAAAGCACCCCCGUCAACAUGCCUGGAGGAGCGGGCGACUCGACCAAGCCCUGCGACCCCUUCCAGCCGUUCGGCAGUGACGUCAUCGACCCCUUUAGUGGCAAAGAUCCUUUUGCUCCAUCUGCCUCAAGUAAAGCCUCUAAAGACUGUUCCUUGGGUUUUGCAGACUUCAGUUCUUUUGGAAAUGAGGCCCAGCAACUGGAGUGGGCGAAGCGAGAGAGUGAGCGAGCGGAGCGGGAGCGGCUGAAGAGACUCCGGCAGCAGGAGCAAGAGGACUUAGAGCUGGCCAUCGCUCUCAGCAAGGCCGAGAUGUCCCACGGGUGACCUGGACUGGACACACACAGACACACAUACGUAGAGAUAUGCACACAUAGACAAACGCACACAUAGACAUACUCUUACUAGCGUUACUAGUUCAUAAACAUACGCAGACACUCACACACACACGCAUAACACAUUCGUAUACAACUCACAAACUGUACCCCACACACUGUGAAGGACCCAUAGCUGGCCAUUUCCCUCAGGGCCGAUGUGCCCAAGACAUGACCGCUUCCUCAACCACACACACACAGACAUACGCAUGCAGACACACACCACCGCUACAACACACAUACACACUCCACCUGAUACGCACACUCAGAUACACACACCUCGCCACACAUUCCCCAGACCGACAAACUCUCAAAGCAAAACAAUAGCAAAACAGAACUUUUGGGGUCGUCCUGGACCCUAUGUGGAAACGGAACUGGAUUUUACUUUACGGUGGGAGGUUGGAGUGGGGGGUGGGAGCCAGCAAUCACAAUCUCUCUUACUGUUUUUAAUUGAUAGGUGGGGAGGGGAACGGAUGAUGACCCAUGGUUUGUGAAGGAAGUGAUGCACUGUUUAAAUGCACUAUAGAGGCUGGCUUAACAUGUAAAGAUGAGCAGAAUAUGUGUCUGUCUGGUGAGGGAGCAUGGAUCCCCUCACUUGACCGACAAGAGCUCUGACAGAUGUGAAGAAGGGAAUAGUUAAAGGUUAUGGCGGGAUGCUUUUGAAGAUCGAAACAUUAUUUUAGUAUUGGUUUAUUAUGUGAAUGUGGUGAGCCAUGGGAGCAGUGCUGGGUGCUUCCCUGACUGGUUACUGCAAGUGUUGUGUGAGAGAGAGGUCUGCUUGGACCAGAACAAAUUGUACAGAUAUAUUUUCUUUCUCGCCGAGUGUGAGAUAGUAGAUGCAUUGUUUUUUACAAUAUUUCAGUGCUUCAGCGAACAUAGGGAGAAGGAAUGGAUACUUAGUUGUGCCUCUUCUGACAGUUUAAGUAAGUUCAAAAGGCUGUGAUUUACAUCAAACAACCACAAAAACGACUAGAUGAGGGAAAUUCUUUAAAGUUUUACUAUGUUUUAUUAUAGAGGGUUUAAUUGCAGAUUUGUACGAUUUUUAUUUAAUUUAAUUACGUAAUAAGUGUUAUUUUAUUAUUUUAUGUAGUAUUUGUUAAAGGACUGAAACAAUAUUGUUAAUUACAAUUCUAGUUGUAAGAGCUGCAAAUAUGGAUAAACCUGCAAGCACACCCUGCAGAGAGGUCAAAGAAAGUAAGAAAUGGCCUGUGGUUUUCUUCGGCUAACCAUCAAUGAUAUGCAAAUUCAUUAGGUCACGUGAGUUUCACAGCUAUAACGUGAAUAUUCAACGGUUUGCGGUACAGUGUGUCAUAGUUUGUUACAACUUUUAUUUUAUUUUAGCCGCAUUGUCUUUUACUUGAUUUUCUUGCUGAUGGUACUGCCACAUUAAACCUGUGGUUCUUACUUCACUUUCAAACUUAAAGGGCAAUUCCACCACUUUUCAAUCUCAUUUUCAUUAUCAACAGCGCAAUACCAGUGUCUACAUAUGUAAAAACGGCACUACAGAUGAAAUAAGUUAUGAUGAAC